Lolium perenne is the source of this 726-nucleotide messenger RNA. Its product is annotated as non-specific lipid transfer protein GPI-anchored 5. Lineage: Eukaryota; Viridiplantae; Streptophyta; Magnoliopsida; Poales; Poaceae. Gene Ontology annotation, biological process: lipid transport. Gene Ontology annotation, molecular function: lipid binding. The record is from RefSeq and is a predicted model, not a curated record.
AUGGCUGCGAGGAAGAUGGAGAUCGCCACCGCUGCGUUUGUUCUUGCAAUGAUGAUGACGCUGCUGGCAUCCAAGGCCGUGGCGCAGAACAAUAGCUGCUCGAGUGUGAUGAUGACCCUCUCCCCGUGCCUUGACUUCAUUGGGAACAAAGCCCUGGAGCCCGGGUUCUCCUGCUGCACCACCCUCGGCGGCAUCGUCCAGACCGACCCCCGGUGCCUCUGCAUGGUCCUGGAUGGCACAGCGGCAUCCUUCGGCAUCGCCAUCAACCAUACGAGGGCCCUGGAGCUCCCAGGCAUCUGCAAGGUCGAAGCACCGCCGGUUAGCCGAUGCACAGCCAUCCCAAUUCCACCGGAAACAGCGCCACCUUCUAGCGAGUCACCGGAGGAGCCCGGCGAAGAAAUUGAAGAGGCACCUAAAGGAAGCCUGGAAUCAAACACAACGUCAAGCUCCAGGAAAUCAAAGAAUGCAGCAAAUUUAAUGGCCACUAUUCUUAUACCUGCAUGUGCAUUAAUUUAUGUCUUCUAAGUAUUGCACGAUUUCAUUAUCACCAUGUCAUGUUAGAGUUAGAUGUUAUGCAGCCGAGUAUUAAAUCAAUGUGAUUCUUCGUCACAAAAUGAUUAUAGUACCAUUUAGUAUGAUAUAUCUUUCCGAUGAAUCUCAGCAAACACAUGUUAACAAGAAUUAACUCAUAUAAAAUAGCCUCAGUGACGUAACAUCUUUUCUUAA